Molecule: messenger RNA, 1508 nt
Organism: Hippocampus zosterae (dwarf seahorse)
Lineage: Eukaryota; Metazoa; Chordata; Actinopteri; Syngnathiformes; Syngnathidae
Gene: b3gat3
Product: beta-1,3-glucuronyltransferase 3 (glucuronosyltransferase I)
Exons: 8
Coding region: 167-1168 (333 amino acids)
Biological process (GO): carbohydrate metabolic process; chondroitin sulfate proteoglycan biosynthetic process
Cellular component (GO): Golgi membrane
Molecular function (GO): galactosylgalactosylxylosylprotein 3-beta-glucuronosyltransferase activity
Source: RefSeq, a predicted model, not a curated record
CGCUGUUUCCUUGGGACUUGUUAAAGUGUGGCACCCAACCCGGAAGUGGUUGGAAAAGUCAACGCUGAAUGAAUGGAUCCUCUUACGAAGGGUCUUUCGACAAAAAUGACGUGAGGUGCUUAAUAAAUUGUAAAAAAAUAUCCGCCAGGAUUGUCUUGCGGGUACGAUGGCAACCAGGAUGAGGCUGAAGCUGAAAACGGUGUUUGUGCUCUACUUCCUGGUCUCUUUUCUUGGCUUGAUCUAUGCACUGAUGCAACUUGGGCAACGGUGUGAUUGCAUGGAGCACGAUAUGCCCAAGGACCGAACCAUAUCUCGAUUGCGGGGGGAGCUGCACCGUCUUCAGGAGCAAACGAGGAGGUCGGAGGCCACCAAGCAGCCCCGAAAAGAGUCCUCGCUGCCCACCAUCUUUGUCAUCACACCGACAUACGCCAGGCUGGUUCAAAAGGCUGAGCUGACACGCUUGUCCCAGACCUUCCUCCACGUGCCUCAGCUCCACUGGAUCGUCGUGGAGGACUCCCAGCACAAGACGCAGCUGGUGGGACAACUCUUGGCCAAAUCCGGGUUGUCCUACACGCACCUCCACGUGGCCACGGCCAAGGAGCGCAAGUUGCAGGAGGGGGAUCCCAACUGGCUCAAGCCUCGCGGUGUGGAGCAGAGGAACGAGGCCCUGCGCUGGCUGCGGGAGGACAGAAGGGCUCAGACGGACGCACGUGGCCAGCAGGGGGUUGUCUACUUUGCUGAUGACGAUAACACGUACAGUCUGCAGGUUUUUGAAGAGAUGAGGAGCACCCAGCAAGUUUCCGUGUGGCCCGUUGGACUUGUCGGAGGCAUGAAGUACGAGAAGCCUGUCGUGGAAGGAGGAAAGGUGGUGCGCUUUCACGUUGGCUGGCGUCCGAGCCGUCCCUUCCCGAUGGACAUGGCCGGCUUCGCCGUAUCCCUCAAGCUGCUUCUGUCCAACCCGGACGCUCGCUUUGACGGCAACGCACCAAUGGGCUUCCUGGAGAGCAGUCUCCUGCAGGGCCUCGUCACCCUGGACCAACUGGAGCCCAGAGCGGACAACUGUACCAAAGUGCUGGUGUGGCACACACGCACGGAGAAGCCUAAGAUGAAGCGUGAAGAUGCUCUGCAGGCUCAGGGUUUGGGAUCCGAUGCGGCCGUGGAGGUCUGACAAGACUCGCGUGCGCACACACACACACACAAUGGUGGAUCUCCAAUUAAAAAGUCAUGCAUGUCUUUGUUUUUUUUGCAUGAUCACCACACCAGAAGUCAAACCAUUUUUUUCACUCAACUAAAAUCCAGUGGAAUCCACUAAUAACAAUACAAACUCAUAUAAAGGUCCAGUAAGAAACAUGAAGACUCCCCUUGAGCGUUAGUUCGAGAACAGUGCGAGAAUCACAACUGAUGGGGAUGAGUGAUGGCUGUGUGUAUACAAUGUUAUUUAUUUAUUGCUGUAAUAUUUGCUCCCUACAUGCUCUCUCGUGUCACUGACAAAUAAAAUAGGUCAAAUA